Molecule: messenger RNA, 254 nt
Organism: Rotaria sp. Silwood2
Lineage: Eukaryota; Metazoa; Rotifera; Eurotatoria; Philodinida; Philodinidae
Source: the annotation of a GenBank genome assembly
CCGAAAUAUGUGAAGCAAAAAAUGAACAAUUAUUUUUUGAAGGUUUAGGAAAAUUAGAUGAAAUUAUACAAUUACCUGAUGGAUAUUUAAUGGCAGCAAGAGUUGGAAUAUUAUUAAGAGGUUUAGGUACUUGGUUACAAUUACCUCAUUCGACAGCACAAAAAUGGGCACCAGUUGCAAAAAAAUUAUUAGAUAAAUAUAAAGAUGUAGAUGAACAGUCAUUAAAUAGUUCUGUAUUAGUCGGUUAUUCUUAA